CGGUUACCCUAUAAAAUUUGUCAUGGCAACUAUUGUCACGGUAAGGGUUGUUAUGACAACCAUCCUUCUCCAGUUAUUUAAGAGUUGGGAUUUUUUUAUUUCUGACAAGUUGGUUUUUUCCAAACUUCGCUUGUCAGAAAACGCGUUGAAACCUGCAAUGGAGGAGUCGGAAGCUCGGUAUUUUUGUCAUGAAUGUACUAACGAGUUUGAGGAGGCAAUACAAUGUCCAGCAUGUGGCAGUGAUUUUGUAGAGAAGAUUGAAACAAGCGACGAUCCUCGACAAUUCAUUCGUUCAAGACCAAGAAUGAUGGGAUGGACAUGGUCUUUUGGACAUCGACCUAUAACGGUAUGUUCAAAUAGAUCAACAUGUCAAGGAACCUCAGAAAACGCGAUUUCAACGGAAACAUUAUCAGAGACGAUAUCAGAGACAACACCAGAUACAUCGGCCAAUGCGGCGCCUAGUGAGACUGAGAAUACUACGUCGCCUCCUCCCUCAAUAUCAGCUCAGUUUGAAAAUAUGCUUCAAAAUAUUCUUUCAAGUAUUGUUGGAAAUACAGCAACGGUAGAUAUUGCAUUGCAUGAAACAUCGGAUCAUCAAGAAUCACAAGCUCGUGAAGAAACAAAUACGGAGGGGGGAAAUCGUCCUCGUCCGGGAAAUUUUAUCUUUCAAAGAUCAUUUGUAUGGUCGAAUUAUCCUUCGAGUCAAGAAGAAACACGACAAAGUCCCGAAAAUACAACAGAAGAAACUCAAGAAACCACUCGUCCACGAGCAAUUCCUGUUCAUGAUUUGGAAAGUUUUUUAGAAAAUGCUUUUGGAACCGGACUUUCCGAAGAGGGAUUACCAGUAGGACCUUUAGGUAGAUUUUUUUCAAGUAUUUUUUCCAUGAGAAACCCAGGAGAUUAUGUUUGGUCAUCGACAAGUUUUGAUAAUAUUAUAACACAGUUGAUGGAACAAUAUCCAUCAACCAAUGCACCACCACCUGCUUCAGAAGAAGUGAUUAAUGCUUUGCCUAGAAUGGUAGUUGAAGAAGGAGAAGAUUUGCAUGAUUGCGUAAUUUGUAAAGAAGUUUAUGAACCUAAAGAGAUAUAUAUCACAUUACCUUGUAAACAUUAUUUUCAUGAUAAUUGCAUCAUAGCAUGGCUAAAAAUCAAUAAUACAUGCGCAAUAUGUCGUACAACGGUUGGAACUAAUGUAUUAAAUCAACCUUCAAAUUCAGAAACAGAAAAUAAAGAAGAUGCAUCAAAAAGCCCUGAUUAUAAUGAUAAUGGUCAAUUGGAGCAGGAACCCCCUGAUUAAUAAUAAAAAUCAUAAAUCCAUAAACAAUACGUCGUGUUUUAUUUGG
Messenger RNA from Pneumocystis carinii B80, 1343 nucleotides. RefSeq lists its product as hypothetical. The coding region runs from base 23 to 1297 and encodes 424 amino acids. Lineage: Eukaryota; Fungi; Ascomycota; Pneumocystomycetes; Pneumocystales; Pneumocystaceae. The transcript is spliced from 6 exons. The record is from RefSeq and is a predicted model, not a curated record.